AUGAAGACUACCACGCUCAUUGCUGCCGCCACUUUGGCCGGCGCCGUCGCCGCCAACCCCAUCGCAUGGUCCAAGGUCAGCCCUCGUAGCGAGUUUGCCGCUCGCAUGGCCGAGGACUCCCACAUUGCCGCCCGAUCCAUCUCCAGCGACGCCGGCAAAUUCUCGUCCAAGAAGUUCGACUAUCUCGUUGUCGGUGCCGGUACUGCUGGUCUCGCCCUUGCCGCCCGUCUUUCCGAGGGCGGCAAGUACAAGGUCGGUGUCCUCGAGGCCGGCGGUAAUGGCUUUGGCGUCGGCAUCAUCGACACUCCCGGUCAGUUCGGUGCCGAUCUCGGCACGAUCUAUGACUGGAAUUACACCACAGUAGCUCAGGAAGGCGUUCCCUCUAGCGGCUGGCCCCGUGGCAAGGUCCUCGGUGGUUCGUCGGCUCUCAACUUUUACGUCUGGGACCGAUCAUCUCGCUACGAGAUCGACGCCUGGGAGCAGCUUGGCAACCCCGGAUGGAACUGGAAUAACCUCUACUCUGCCAUGAAGAAGUCGGAGAAGUUCCACCCUCCCAGCCAGGAGAACGCCGACCUCCUCGGUGUCAAGCCCGUCGCCUCGGACUACGGUUCGUCCGGCCCCAUCCAGGUCGCUUUCCCCAACUACAUUUCGCAGCAGGUUCGUCGAUGGAUCCCUGCCCUUCUUGCGCUUGGCAUCCCCAAGAACGAUCAGCCUCUCGCUGGUGAGAAUGUUGGUGUCUCGCAGCAGCCUUCGGACAUCAACCCUACCAACUACACUCGCUCUUACUCGGCACCUGCCUACCUCUUCCCGAACCAGGCUCGACCCAACCUCGAAGUGUUGACCAACGCGCUCGUGUCCAAGGUCAACUUCGACACAAGCUGUGGCUCGCUCUGGGCCAACGGUGUUUCGUUCAUCAGCAACGGCCAGACCUACACUGUCAAUGCCACCAAGGAGGUCAUCCUCUCGGGUGGUACCGUCAACACUCCUCAGCUCCUCGAGCUCUCCGGUAUCGGCUCCAAGAGCGUGCUUUCCAAGGCUGGCGUUAAGGUUCUCUACGAGAACUCCAACGUCGGUGAGAACAUGCAGGACCACACCUACUCGGCCACCGUGUACAAGCUCAAGCCCGGCUUCCAGACGCUCGACUCGCUCCGCUCCAACGCCACUUUCGCCUCUGAGCAGGCUGCCGCUUACAAGGCCAACCAGUCGUCGAUCCUCACCGAGACCGUCCCGUCGAUCUCUUACGUCUCGCUCGCGCGUGUUGUGGGUGAGCAGCGCGCCGCGGCUAUGAUCGCCGAGGUAUCCAAGUACGUCGCUGCGUCGCAGGCUCCUUACAAGGCUACGCUCAAGAAGCAGCUCGAGUUCCUCACCAAGUACCCUGACCAGGUUGGUCAGAUGGAGCUCAUCGGUAUCGACGGCUACUUUGCUGGCACUGGCGCUCCUAAGGCGGACGAGACCUACUUCACCAUCCUCGCCGCCAACCAGCACUUGUUCUCGCGUGGCAACAUCCACAUCUCUUCCAACGACGCCACCAAGUACCCUCUUAUCGACACCAAGUACUUCAGCGUCCCCUUCGAUGUCCAGAUCUCCACUGCCGGUACCAACUACACGCGCCGCAUCGGUCUCGGCAAGACCUACAGCGACAUGGUGGACAGCGAGUACUGGCCCGGCAACGUCGACCUUGAGACCUACACAAAGACCACCUCGGUUACCGAGUACCACCCCAUCGGAACCGCGUCCAUGCUUCCCCGCGACCAGGGUGGUGUCGUCGACCCAAGCCUCAAGGUGUACGGCACCAUGAACCUGCGUGUGGUCGAUGCCUCGAUCAUGCCUCUUCACAUUGCUGCUCACAUCCAGGCCACCAUCUACGGUGUUGCCGAGUACGCUGCCAAGAUCAUCAAGAGCCAGGCAUGA
Molecule: messenger RNA, 1911 nt
Organism: Pseudozyma hubeiensis SY62
Lineage: Eukaryota; Fungi; Basidiomycota; Ustilaginomycetes; Ustilaginales; Ustilaginaceae
Product: choline dehydrogenase
Exons: 1
Coding region: 1-1911 (636 amino acids)
Molecular function (GO): flavin adenine dinucleotide binding; oxidoreductase activity, acting on CH-OH group of donors
Source: RefSeq, a predicted model, not a curated record